AUGGCGAGGGUGAGGUCCCCUCAGCGCUUUGCCUCCGGAUAUGACUCCGACACCGCGAUAGAGGAUAGCGGCGAGGAGGAGGAUGAGCAGGAGAUCAAGAGCUCCUACAACCUGAGGGAGGGAGUCGACGGCAGGAUGUACUAUGGCAAGGCCAGUGAUGAGAUGCCGGGCUACGACGAGAGCAUGGAUCCCGAGUUCGAUCCCGUCGCAUUCGCCGAGCAGGAGAUGAAGUCCAAGGACAUCGAAGACGGCUAUGAUUCCAUGGGCAGUGACGACCUGGACAUGCUGGAUGUUGAGAUACGGGAGGAUGAACUCGACAUCGUCCGUGACGUGAAGAAGGGAGAUCUCGUCAGCUUCUGCAAGGGCUUCACCCCCGCCACCGUCUUCGAGGGCGUCAUAAGGCUGAAGUGCGUGGAGGAGAGCGAGAAGGCGGGCUUUGGCGUCUGUGUCUGUGGUUCUGUCCCGACUUACUACUGCUGUGUCUGCAACAUGAUCACGACCUGCAAGUGCUGUAGUCACAAGGGUGGCUGCUCGAUGUGUGGCAGCGAUGACUCAGAGCUUGUCAGUGUGAGGCUGGACAAUCCCGAGACGAUCGGCAGUUUCAUACAUGACAUCGACAGCACGGAGGUGAGGUGCAAGGCCAGGACUCUCAAUGACCGGCUGGAUGACUGCAUGAUGAUCUUUGACAGUGUCAGGGACCGUGUUAGCUUCUUGGUCUAUCUUUACGAGACCGUGUUUGACGGCAUCCUCACGCCCUCCCGGAAUAUCUGCACGAUAUGCUUCGAUCGAUCGGCCCGUGUCAUCUAUCAUCCCUGUGGCCAUCUCGCUGCGUGCUCGACUUGCCAUCUGCGUAUGGGCUCCAAUCAUCCAUGCCAUAUGUGCCGGACCAUGGUGACACGGUCCUACGUGUACAUGAAUGUCCAUCUCCGUGGGGUUGUGGAGCGCAGCAGCAUGAGAUGUGAUUUUGACAAGUAUAUCGCUAUUGAGAGAAUGCUGGAUUACAACACGCCGGAUGCGCUCAAGCGGUAUAUCAUUGCCCAUGCGAAGAAGACGAUGCAUGAGCCGAUCGAGAUCUCGGACUGA
Messenger RNA from Guillardia theta CCMP2712, 1083 nucleotides. RefSeq lists its product as hypothetical. NCBI's taxonomy places the organism in Eukaryota, Cryptophyceae, Pyrenomonadales, Geminigeraceae. The transcript has a single exon. Bases 1 to 1083 code for a protein of 360 amino acids. The record is from RefSeq and is a predicted model, not a curated record.